AUGGAGAAGGAAAAAGUUGUUUGGGCCGGUUUUGGCAUCUUAAGUAUGAUGGCACUGGUGUGUUUGCAGCGGCCGUCCAUGUCGUUAUCGCGUGAAAGACGUGCAAAGCGCAUCUCCCGCGCUGAGCGCACAAACUCCCGGCAACGCAACAGCACCUCGAGUCCAAUCACAAACGCCACUCCAACAACCACAAGAAGAUUAAGCAUGACGGCUGGUAAAAACGAUCGAUCUUGUGGAACGACAACAUCUAGACGAGAUGGAAGUAUGGCUCGUUCAAACUCUACAAAUGGGAUGAUGACAGUUGGUAGAGGAAAUCAUGAUUCCCACUCACCACGAGAAGGACAGGGAAUGAAUUCUACCGUAGUGAAGGAACUCCCUCACGUGUUAGUGCAUGAUCAUUCGAUUCCCAGCGAACAACACACAGCUAGACACCAAACAAAAGAGCAACACCAUCUUGCAAAGAGUACAGGAGAUGCUGUGAAGAAACAUCGACUUAUGGAAGAACGGGCCACACAGACAGAAGGUUAUACAUGGGAAGAAUUACGCCGUAUGGAGGCUCUCUUAUUAGCGCAUAAUAAUAAUAAUAAUAAUAAUAAUAAUAAUAAUAAUAAUGGUCGUGGAAAUGAAGGUGGUGAUGCUCUUGAUUGUAUUAGUCCCAUACCGUUUAGAGACGGAGAUGAUCAAACACCACUCUCUUCUAUGGCGAUCUAUACAAGCCCUAUGGCCCCAACAAGAGAAGGAACAUUGCCAUUAUUGCCUCCUUCAUUACAACGUGGAGUAGAAACAGAACUGCAGAGACUUGUAGAGGCGGUGCUGAAACCAAACGCUGGUCCUCAAGUGUGGUUUGAACUCUUUACAUUUCUUAUAGAGCUUCCUCGAUGUGUACGGCGUCAUUUGGUUGCAACAAAGGGAAUUGAUCUUCCUUCCUCACUUCCUACUACUACUACUAGUGGUAAUACUCCUGUUGUGGCUGUUAGUUCUUCAUCAUUUAGUGCGAGUCCGUAUUCAAAUAGUAUGGUGCAUUUCAGUCGUCUCCAGCGCGAGGUGCAACGACUAAUGAAAGGCGAAGUAUCUCAAGAAACCAAAAUUGGACAAUUUAAACUCUCAGAUGAUGAAACGAAAGUUUUAUGGAGUCCACUUAAGGAAAAGGGGGAUAGAAAAAAUGGAAGAUUUUCUCACUUUACUGUCCUCUCUAGUGAUGAGGAAGAAAUAGAAGGAGAGGAUGAUGAUGAUGAUAAUAAUGAUAAUGAAGAUAAAAUCAAGGUAGCAGAAGUUGUUGAAGGUAUUCUUUUAAAACGGCGUCAGUCGAGGAUGAUUUCUGAAUCCACACAAUUUCCUGAAGGAAUAAUGCCUCAAACAGAAAAUUGUGUAGAAACAACAUCAACAACAUUGGAAGAGACAGAUGUAAUGGCAUUGCUUAGUAAACUGGUAAAACUAAAACAUCAUACGGCGUUUAGUUCACUGCAGCGGAAUUGUGCCGAUGUGUCUUUUUCAGUUGAUAUUGUGGAUCUUACAAAUGAGGCCCAACGUUUACUCGAUAGAGCGGCCAUUCGAUCGGCGGCCAUCACAACACCAGCAACACAGUCAUCAUUUUCAUCUUCUACUACUAAUGCUGUGCAGAUGCCUUCUACGACACAAAACUCACAGAAGAUGUCUUGGACGCAGCAGUCAUUUAGACAGAGAGAAGAUUGGAAUGAUCAACCUCUCUGUUUAACUCCACAAGGAACGGGGCGUAUCGCUUUAAAAGAUGAAAAGACUACUAUGCCGUUAUCCUCACGUGGGUUGCAGAAACAAGAGAGUAGCAAUACCGCAAAUAUAAACCGUAUGGCUUGUAAAAAAGAAGAAGAACAACAACGCAGUGGUCAGUACUCUUUGGAAGAUCGUAUUGAUAAUAUUUACCGCCUGUGUGAACCACAAGAGAACGCUGCAGCAACACCACCGCGGAAUAAGGCACCAGAGCCUUUUGGACGCAACUUAACCACAUCCACCAUUCCUAGUGCUCUCACAGAUGAGAAUGGACAACAACGAUCACUCUUUGCAAGAUCGCAAACACAAGCAAUAUUGGAAACGCCAAAUCAAAGCAGUAAUGGUACUACUCCAACUACGGGAGCACGAAAGAAGUUUACCGUUUAUGAUCGUCUCUACACCCCACCAAAGGGAGUCGCUAAAGUAGCUCCACCAACACCCCCACCAAACUCAGGGAGAUCAAAGCCGCCAUUUAAUGUUUAUGUGUGA
Molecule: messenger RNA, 2235 nt
Organism: Trypanosoma theileri
Lineage: Eukaryota; Euglenozoa; Kinetoplastea; Trypanosomatida; Trypanosomatidae
Exons: 1
Coding region: 1-2235 (744 amino acids)
Source: RefSeq, a predicted model, not a curated record